Aspergillus welwitschiae is the source of this 921-nucleotide messenger RNA. RefSeq names its product DUF1014 domain protein. The coding region runs from base 132 to 806 and encodes 224 amino acids. Gene Ontology annotation, cellular component: nucleus. The transcript has 3 exons. NCBI's taxonomy places the organism in Eukaryota, Fungi, Ascomycota, Eurotiomycetes, Eurotiales, Aspergillaceae. Gene Ontology annotation, biological process: transcription by RNA polymerase II. Gene Ontology annotation, molecular function: transcription coactivator activity. The record is from RefSeq and is a predicted model, not a curated record.
UAGGAUGACAUCGUUGCUCUUUUUCUUCCUCUUUCUUCUUGCUUCCUAGCUACUCUCCAACUAACUUCCACACACUCCUUUUCCAUUUUUCCCCCCCGGUGCAAAAACUACUGUAUAUACUAGCCGCAAAAAUGGGAGGCAAGAAAGCCGCCGGCGAGAACUCCAAGAAGGCUGCGGGUAAUGCUCGUAAAGCCGAAGCAGCCGCCAACAAAAAGGCCGCCGAGGACGCCAAGCGCGCCGCCGAGGAGGACGCUAAGUGGUCCAAGGGCGCGAAGGGUGGUAGCAAGCGCGACGACGCUGAAGCCAAGAAAGCCGAAGCCGCGCGCAAGAAGGCCGAACGCGACGCCCUCCUCGCCGCCGAAGAAGCCUCCCAGCCCAGCAAACCCAAGAACAACAAAGCCGCAGCGAAGAAGAACGCGGGACCCAGCCGAGGCACAUUGGAUUUGUCGCAGCUCGACGAUACACCAGGGAGCAAGAAGGCUUCUGCGCUCAAUGCCUCCGGUAUCGACAAUGCGCUCGAUGCACUGUCACUUACGGGUAAGGAUAGCGGCAAGAUCGAUCGGCAUCCCGAGAGACGGUUUAAGGCGGCGUAUGCGGCAUUUGAGGAGAGACGGUUACCUGAGAUUGAGGCUGAGAAUCCUGGACUGAGACGUAACCAGCGCAUCGAGAUCUGUAAGAAGGAGUUUGAGAAGAGUGAGGAGAACCCGUUCAACCAGGCGCAUGUGGCGUUUGAUGCUAGUCGGGAGGAGAUUGCGGCUGUGAAGGAGGCGGAGAGGAAGAAGGUUGAGGCGAGGUUGGCCAAAUAGUUUUUUUGUUCUCUUUCUCUCUUUCAUUUUGUUUGGCUGGAUGAUAUAGUUGGGGUUUUGGUGAGGAUGAUAUAACCGGUUUGCCCGUGGAGGGAUGGAUAUUCUAUACAAAAAG